Talpa occidentalis (Iberian mole) is the source of this 1119-nucleotide messenger RNA. RefSeq names its product ER membrane protein complex subunit 3 (gene EMC3). Bases 243 to 1028 code for a protein of 261 amino acids. NCBI's taxonomy places the organism in Eukaryota, Metazoa, Chordata, Mammalia, Eulipotyphla, Talpidae. The transcript has 8 exons. The record is from RefSeq and is a predicted model, not a curated record. Gene Ontology annotation, biological process: protein folding in endoplasmic reticulum. Gene Ontology annotation, cellular component: membrane; EMC complex.
GCCCGGCGCGACGCUUACUGACGCUACCGGCGCGCCCUCCGUGACGUCAAGCGUCCGCGCCGGAAGUGGACGGCCUGCGGCCGGGCUGGGAGCCGUGUGCCGGAGCCCGAGGAGCAGGAGGGGCUCGGGCCAGCCAGGCUGAGGGGCGCCAGAAGGCCCGGAAGCGAACUCGAGGCCGAGCCCCCGCACCCCGGGGGACAGAAACCCCACUACACCCGGCCGGGAGCCGGCGCUGUGUGACGAUGGCGGGGCCCGAGCUGCUGCUCGACUCCAACAUCCGCCUCUGGGUGGUCCUGCCCAUCGUUAUCAUCACCUUCUUCGUGGGCAUGAUCCGCCACUACGUGUCCAUCCUGCUGCAGAGCGACAAGAAGCUCACCCAGGAACAAGUCUCCGACAGUCAAGUCCUCAUUCGAAGCAGAGUCCUCAGGGAAAAUGGAAAAUACAUUCCCAAACAGUCCUUCUUGACACGAAAAUAUUACUUCAACAACCCAGAGGAUGGAUUUUUCAAAAAAACGAAAAGGAAGGUAGUGCCUCCUUCUCCUAUGACUGAUCCCACGAUGCUGACAGACAUGAUGAAAGGCAACGUGACCAAUGUCCUCCCGAUGAUCCUGAUUGGCGGGUGGAUCAACAUGACGUUUUCGGGCUUUGUCACAACCAAGGUCCCAUUUCCCCUGACCCUCCGCUUCAAGCCCAUGCUGCAGCAAGGAAUCGAACUGCUCACAUUAGAUGCAUCCUGGGUGAGUUCCGCAUCCUGGUACUUCCUCAACGUCUUUGGGCUUCGGAGCAUUUACUCCCUGAUUCUGGGUCAGGAUAAUGCCGCUGACCAGUCACGAAUGAUGCAGGAGCAGAUGACAGGCGCCGCCAUGGCCAUGCCCGCGGACACCAACAAGGCCUUCAAGACAGAGUGGGAAGCUUUGGAGCUGACCGACCACCAGUGGGCACUGGAUGAUGUGGAAGAAGAGCUCAUGGCAAAAGACCUCCACUUUGAGGGCAUGUUCAAGAAGGAAUUACAGACGUCUAUUUUUUGAAGCGCCAGCGGGGAUGAGCUGUGUCGGGAGCUCAGAGCAGCACUUGUAACUUGCGUGUGAGCCAGAGCCUCUGGGAAUAAAAAGGAAGGUG